Messenger RNA from Cooperia oncophora, 162 nucleotides. The record is from the annotation of a GenBank genome assembly. NCBI's taxonomy places the organism in Eukaryota, Metazoa, Nematoda, Chromadorea, Rhabditida, Trichostrongylidae.
AUGAUUGAGGUGCAAAAUGUGCUGAUGCGGUUGAGAGAUCUAGCGAUGCGUUUGUGGGGGUAUGAUGUCUUCUGUGCCACUGGAGAAUUCAGCUACAGUAUCCACUCACGAAAAUACUGUGAAGUAACGAAGAACGCUGUCACGUGUUUUGCUUUUCGAUGA